CGACGCAGCUCGGCCCGACACCCGACGCGCUGCCAUGGUCGCCUGCGCCGCCCUCAGGUGCGCGCUGGUGGCGGCUUGGUGCGCUUCAUCAGCGGCGGCGGUGGCGGCGGAGGCGGAGGACUGCACGUGCGACCCGCUGCCACUGUCAGAGGGCGGCACGGAGUGCCGCUGCCACGGGCCGCGCCUGGUCGACCUGCCCACCACGUUGCCCGACGACCUCGCCAGGCUAACGGUGACAGACGCCAGCAUCGUAGUGCUGACGAACACUUCGCUUCAGCCAUAUCGUGCGUCUCUCAAAGACCUAACUCUUUCUAACGUGCGACACUUGCGAACCAUCGAGGAAGGAGUUUUCGAAGGUCUCCUAAAUCUGCGAACAAUAUAUAUCUACCAAGCACCAGCGCUUCUGACCAUCCCAGCGACCGUCUUUCGAGUGGAGCUGCCGAAUCUUAAAAUUCUGCGGAUCGUCCACACCGGGCUGCAAGCUGCUCCUCUGCUGGACGAUCUCCAGACGUCCGACAUCAUGCACAUGGUGGAUUUGGACAACAACAAAAUUAAAAGGAUUGGCAGACGGUGGAUCAAGCUGAAAGCCGAACAAAUGUUGCUCAAUUACAACGCCCUGGAGGCGGUGGAAGCUGAGGCUUUCUGGGGAUCGCACAUUGCCACUCUGAGUCUCAAAGGUAACAGGGCCCUUUCUCAUCUCGACAUGGAUGCUUUCGUCGGUCUCAAUCACCUACGUCGCAUCGACCUGUCGGAGACGGCGGUGACGCAGCUGCCGACACGCGGGCUCGAGGGCAUCGACGAGCUGCGCCUGCAGGACACCAGCAGCCUCAAGGUGUUCCCCUCCGUCUACAACUUCGAGAAUAUCCGCGUGGCACUGCUGACAUACCCUUACCAUUGCUGUGCAUUCCAGUUCCCUGGGACGCAUGACCCUGCUGCUCAUCACAGACAUGAGAUAUUCAUGCAAGAGAUGAAGCAGAGGUGUUCGGACGAGGGACUGGAAGCCGCGUCUGUGCCGGCGACGCCAUCAGAUAGGGAGCGGCGCUGGGCCGGCAACUGGUCCAGCAGCGCAGGGGCGGAGGACUCGCUGGGAGGCGUCGGCGGCGGCGCCAGCAGCGGAGGCGGAGGCAGAGGCGCAGGCGGUGGCAGCGCGCACCACGGCUUCGACGGCACCUUCCACCAGGACAAGGUGACGGUGUCGCCGGUGCGCGCCGAGUGCGGCCGCCUGUCGCAGAAUUACCGGCAGGUGGAGUGCCGGCCGCGGCCGGACGCGUUCAGCCCGUGCGAGGACCUGAUGGGUGGCUGGGCGCUGCGCGGCGCCGUCUGGCUCGUGGCGCUGGCGGCGCUCGCCGGCAACCUGGCCGUGCUGCUGGUGCUGGGCUGCGCGCGCCGCUCCGUGCCCGGCUUCCUGAUGGCGCAGCUGGCCGCCGCAGACCUCUGCAUGGGCCUCUACCUGCUGCUGCUCGCCGCGCAGGACGCGCGCUCCGUCGGCCGCUACUUCACCACCGCCGUCGCCUGGCAGACAGGUGCGGGCUGCCAGGCGGCCGGGGUGCUAACGGUGUUCGCGUCGGAGCUGUCCGUGUUCACGCUGACGGUGAUCACGUGCGAGCGCUGGUACACCAUCACGUACGCCAUUCACCUGAACCGCCGGCUCAAGCUGCGGACCGCCGCCAAGAUCAUGGCCGCCGGCUGGUGCUACGCCGUCUGCAUGGCCGUGCUGCCCCUGCUCGGUGUCAGCAGCUACUCCAAGACCAGCCUGUGCCUGCCGCUGGAGUCCCGGACGGCGGUGGACAGCGCCUACCUGCUGUCGCUGCUGACGUUCAGCGUGCUGGCCUUCUGCGCAGUGAGCGCGUGCUACGCGCGCAUGUACUGCGUGGUGCGCGGCGACGGCCAGGGCGCCGUGGCGCGCUCCGACGCCACCGUCGCCAAGCGCAUGGCGCUGCUCGUCUUCACCGACUUCGCCUGCUGGGCGCCCAUCGCCUUCUUCGGCCUCACCGCUCUAGCGGGCUCGCCGCUCAUCGACGUCCCGCGCACCAAGGUGCUCCUGGUGUGCUUCUACCCACUGAACGCGUGCGCCAACCCCGUGCUGUAUGCGCUGCUGUCACGGCAGUACCGGCGCGACCUGCUGCUGCUGCUCAGCCGACACGGCCUGUGCGCGCAGCGGGCCGCCCGCUACAAGGGCGCCGCGGCGCCCACGCUCACCUCAGACGGCCCGGGCAAGGGCCUGUACGUGCAACACCACCGCCACAACCAGCACUACCCCAACCACCUGCGGCUCGAGCUGCGAUCGCCGCCAAACAGGCGCUCCGCCAGCGUCGACCAGCAGGCUGGAGAGAGCGCCAGCUCCUACCUGUAGGUGUUCUGGACAAGGGCCAGUACGUGCAUCACCAGCAGCAACACCCCAGCCACAUACGGUUAACGUUGCACUCCCCACCUACCAAGCCCACCAUCACCGUCGAACUACAGGCUCGUGACGGCAAGAAUUUCCUGUAGGUGACCUGGCGAGGACCUGCAUGAGCUGCAUCAAAGCCACAGCUACCUCCACCCCAACUUCCUGCAAUUCGAAAUACGUUCGCAACCCACCAGGCACUAUGUCAGUACGGUGUGCUACUACCUGCAAGAUAAAGCUAUAGCUAAGCUUCGGGGUGGCAUCAGUGGAACCAGGACAAGGCUGCCUUUCUGAUCUACCUAUCCAACCAGAUACAUUAAGAUUCGCAUGGUCAAGCCGUUGUCGCUCAACAAAUGCUCAGAAACACAUGUACACACAACCAAACUUCUCCCAGUGGGAUACUGUAUAUACCUGGUAUUGACACGUACCAUCUACGGCCCACUCACUGACUUAGAUGCCCAGAAAUGGUAUUGAACCCAUGUAAGAUGUACUCUUAUCACAUCAGUCUGCUCUGGGGCAUUACUCACCACUCGGCAAUGGCUGCCAAUAGUGCCAGUUCCUGUGAGCAGCCAAUGCAUACAGACCUCAACCAGAACCUGCAUCAUGAUUUACUGCAUAUCAAACACUGGACAUUCAUUUCGUCUACUUACUCCACUGUAUACAGAUGCACGUUUGAGAUCGAUUAUCAGUGUUACUGUCCAUCUGUUAAAUGAAGAUGAAAACUAUAUUUUCUGAAACAUUUUCCCAAACACUGAAAAUGUAACGUAAUAAUUUUGUGCUUCCAAUAGGAGGCUGAAUAUCUUUGAAAAGGCAUUGUGAUGUUUUGAAUGCUCCAGUAGUCGACUGAUAAUUAUCAACAGUCAUUACUACCAAACAACAAAACAUCACUGCUAGGUCCUUCCUCAUUUAUCAAUAGCCAAAUUGGCACUGAUAAAGACAAUUAAGUAUUAGUGCAGAUCUUUGGCUUGUAAUGCAUCAUCACAUGGAGCUUACUACACUGUCAAUAUACAUGCCAUGUUAAAAAAGUAUUCCUUGUUUUGAGAUGAAAACCAAGAAAAGAAGUCCUGUAAACAUGGGCUCUACAAUGCAUACCUAUGAGGUUCCUCGUCAGUACUAUGAAACACAUCUCUUCUAUUGAACAGGUGCUCGUAGCUCUUAAGCUAUGCACUUUAGAGCCUACAUGUACUGCAAUUAUUUUUGUUUUGGUGGGCACUAUCAUCUCUCAAAAUAUGGAACACUUUUUUUUUAACACCAUGUGUAUCACUGAUCCGUCAUCUUCCUUUUUCCUUGUUUCGUUACAAUUGGUGUAGAAAAGAUUAUGUGUAAGCUUCCUAGCAUUAGCUAUCUACUUCGUAUUUCUUACUGUGACUGUUUCCAAUACCUAAGAAGUAAUAAUAAAACGCAGAUAGAACCUCAUUCGUGUGUUGCGACACUUACACAUUGAGUAAAAGGGCCUUUUGCUAAUACUCCGUUCACCCUUCCUGUCAUUUGAUUUUCUUGAAUUAUCCAGACUGAUUUCACAAGUUUUUGCGUGAGGAACUAACAUCUAUCGAAGAACAGUCCAUAAAUUAACUGAACAGUGAACCGCUCGUGUUAACAAAUGAGUGAACUUCAUGGAUAAGACGACAUGAAGAAAAUUCUUGAAAAACUGUUUUGGACGUUUACAUUAAUAUAUAACUUAGAAGUGCUUCUGUACCUACAUAUUUUCUCAUUAUCAUUGUAGCUAAUUGGCUACUUCGUGUUGCUGUGUCUGUAAUCCACGAUUUACAAUACCUUUGUGUGUAAAUCAAGUUUCUGGGGAAAAGUAAACGCAAUGUCAAUAGUAGAUAGAAAAUUACAUCGCUUUAAAAUCAUCUUCAAAUUCGAAUCCAUUAUAGUAUAUAUUUUCACUUGGUACUGCUAACCUUCAAACGAUUUUGAUACAAAUGAAUAUUAAUACUUAAUAUAUGUUUACUUAUGACAACACAAUGAGUAACUAUAUUGAUGUGUCCCCACAGUGACUCACUCACAAGGAGUCUUGAUGGUUUUUGGCAGGUUGAUUCUUUGUAGUGAAAAACCUUAGUAGAACCAGUGAAACUGAAGAAAUAUUUACCCAAAAAAAUCCAUUCAUUUCAUUUUAUCUGAUGAAAUAUAUCUUGUUUUUUUGCGUUUUAAACGAGAUCUGGAGCCUGUUUGCUUACAUAAAGCGUUAAAAUGUCUUGAUUACUGUGUGAAGUACAGAGAAGAAAGGUUUACACACUAUAUUUUUGAGGACAUUAAACAUUGGGGAUUUAUACUUUGCUCAAUAAAUGUUACUCUCUAGUGAAUUUGUGCAUAAAUUAAUUUAAUAUGAGCUUCUUUGUUUUUAACUCAGUGUCGGUCUUCUCACUAACAGAUAUUUUUCUGAAAAGUGCUUUCUAAAAUCUCACUUCAAAUAAACGGGAAGCCUGUUAACAUAAGAGAUAAUUCCUUCACAGACAAUUGUAAAUGUGCGAGUAAUACUAUUUGAAAAUUGACAAACUUUUCUGACAUUCACAAGCCGUGGAGUGAGAUAAAUAACUUAUGAAUAAGAGUGUCUAAAUAUUUUCAAUGGAUAGAUUGGUGUAGUUUUAAGAUUGCAGAAGUAUUAUGUAAGAAUAUGUUUGUACCUAUUUUUCAAUAAAGACUCAAAUAUAAACAA
This is a messenger RNA of Schistocerca gregaria, 5045 nucleotides long. RefSeq names its product follicle-stimulating hormone receptor-like. The transcript is spliced from 16 exons. Gene Ontology annotation, molecular function: protein-hormone receptor activity; protein binding; G protein-coupled receptor activity. The record is from RefSeq and is a predicted model, not a curated record. Lineage: Eukaryota; Metazoa; Arthropoda; Insecta; Orthoptera; Acrididae. Gene Ontology annotation, biological process: G protein-coupled receptor signaling pathway. Bases 35 to 2353 code for a protein of 772 amino acids. Gene Ontology annotation, cellular component: membrane.